Messenger RNA from Trichosporon asahii var. asahii CBS 2479, 3237 nucleotides. RefSeq lists its product as uncharacterized. The coding region runs from base 1 to 3237 and encodes 1078 amino acids. The transcript is spliced from 3 exons. Lineage: Eukaryota; Fungi; Basidiomycota; Tremellomycetes; Trichosporonales; Trichosporonaceae. The record is from RefSeq and is a predicted model, not a curated record.
AUGAAGCUUUCUGUCACUGUCCAAGCUAGGGUUCUCAAGGAGCUGAGCGACCGCUACCGCGCCAUCGACAUCGCCCGUCAGUCGGCAAUCUCUUCGAACGACGUCGUGCGGGUCGUAAACGCUGUUCGACAGCAGCGCGAGGAGCGAAUCAUCGAAGCCGACGACGUUCCCCGCCUCUUGAAGCUCGAGAACUUCCUGUACGAGAUCGCCAAAGACCCUUUCGGCCCCCUCCCCCCCGAGUACGCCACCUAUGUCUGCUCCGUUGCCCCCGACGAGCUAGACAAGGUUGCUCCCAAGACUGCGAAAACAUUCGAGCUGUACGAGCGGCAGAUCUUUUUCGAGGACUUCAAGAACCUCGCGGGAUGUCUUCGCCGAGCUGUGAAGGCCUACCCGGCCCUUGAACCACGUCUUGCGCCGCUCGUCGACACGGUUCAGUCGCGCGUGAGCCAUCCUGGACCAGCAUACCUGUAUUACACAGGGUGCUGCGUCAGUGGCUCGCCAGGCUCACGCGCGACCGAUGACUUCAAGAUCACAGGUUCGCUUUUUACAAACCUCGUGAAGCUCUGGCAAGUCAAGCAGGUCAAGGUCUACAAGGUGAACGUUCCGCCAGUCGAUAUCGAUGUCUACGAGUACCGAGCCGCCCGUUGCCUCCAACUGGAAGAGCAUUCGUUGAUCACGCUGAGAUACCCGCUCUGCUUCAACUCGACGGCGGGUGGCUUCUGGCAUGAGUACCGCCUCGACAUCUUUGAUGUGCAGGAACGCACCCUUCUCCCCCAUGAUCCUGUUCCUUCCUCUCUGGCUGAUGCCGUUCGCCGUCACAUUGUGGGUAUGUACAACUCGUAUGCCAGUCGGCCAGAGUCAUCAUCCCGACGCAUCAACCCUGCCACGCUCGAGAGCCAAGUCCUUGCCGCCACGCCGCGCUUCACUUUUGAGCGCCGCGUCCCUAUGGUGGCCAUCUCCAAGGACAUCACGGAAGAGGCCUUUUAUGGAAGGCACGCAGAACUCGGGUAUCGAGAACGACUCGCUGGACCAGGGCCCCAGGCCACCAACUCCGCGUUGUUGUACCAGAGCGGCAGCGAUCCUUACGCCGCGACCACGGAGGACCGCCUCCAUCUGCUGCCGCCAUUCCUUUCGAUUCUGGGCUGGCCUGUCGUUGUAUGGGCAGAAUCAUCUGAAGUUGUGGCCGCCUUCAAGGAGGACGCUUUCGCAGUGAUCAGUCUCCAGGAUGGCGCCUUCAACUUCUACGCCACCAUCUCCCAACAACCUCCUGCGGAGCCCGGAUUCGACAAGAAGCACACCGUUCAGAUGUCCAAGUGCGCCGGAGAUGCGUUCAUUGCGAAGCUCGGGGAGGGCAAGUAUACCAUCGUCCUCAUCAACUAUCACCGCGGGUUGAUCAAAUACGACCCCGAGUUUGCGCAGGAUCGCUGGCGACUCCAGCUCGCGGCGGACGCUUCGCACCAGGCGCGGGUUGCAGCGUACUACAACUCAUGCGUAAUCUUUGGCGAGAAGGCUGUGCCCCAGCACAUCCGCUCCGAGCUCAUCAACCUACGACAAAUUGUGCAGGAGCGAGAGCACGUAAUUCUAUCUCUGCGCAAGAGGAGUGCAGGAGCGCGCGGAGCGAACAUUGGGAUGACAUCGGAGCAGGCCAAGGCCGUCGCCGCCAAGACCAACGCCGCACGCGAGAAAGCGCUCGGACGCAAGACGACCAAGGGCAUCGACGAUCCUCGCCGCGUCGCUCAGUUCGAGCGACUUCUCGCCGAGCAGAACGACUUGCUGGCUCGCCACGACCCCGAUCCUCACCACCCUUGUCGGCCUGACAACUUUUCGCUUGAUGAAUGGCGGUCAUGGCUUAUGGGCCUUGACGAGGGACAGCAGCUCUUGUCCGCUAGGCGUGUGGGCAAAGGGUGUGAGGAGGAUGGCAAGGCGCUAUCUGAGUGGCGCGCGGCCAACCCCGGGAAGGGGUGGCAGAAUGCCAUCUCACCCGAGGAUGCUGUGAUCGCCCUCGCAGUCGAGACGGAGUAUAUCCCUCACGACAUCAGCAUUGUCACCUGCCCCGACUGUGGACAGAGCGUUCCUGGUUCGCGACGUCACGGAUCGACAAGAGUGCUGCACAAGUGCUCAGCCCGCGGCACUGGCUCGGCUGCUGGCGGCGAACAUGUUUCCGCGAGCGAUGUUCAAACGGGCGACGAGCACGACGCGGCGAGCGACAGCGAGCGCGACGGCGACCUUGGCGGCAACGAUCGGGGCGACGACACGUUCGCGGCUGGGAAACGACCAGCGGAGUACGUCGCAGACCGUCUCGACGAGAUCAUGAUCAACUGGGUCGGCGACGAUGUGGGCCUUGCAGCACUGGCAGGCUCCCGUGAAGAUCUGGAACUAAUCAGCAUCGACACUCACGAGUGCCUCAGUCGCGCCUCCACCGACAUCGCUGCUCUGGGCUGGGCUGAGGUUCUACCCCCCGGGUGGCAGCGUCUCGACCUUCCGCCCGUCAUAGUGCACAAGAGCUCCACGAAGGAGUGGAUUAUGGCGAAUGCGAUUGGCAUGGCGCUGUCGCGCUCUCCCGGCCUUCCCGCCCUGGAGCGCCUGGAACCGUUCAGCAAGCAGGGUGCAUUGAAGAAGUACCUCACGAAGACCAUCGAUCUCACGGGCGUGUACGAGUGCAGUAAAAUCGACUGCUCCUUUAUCCGACCUUACCGCGUCGCUCUGCACGACUGUAUCAAUCAGUCGGGUCAAGGCAUUCCGAGCGUCACGAGUGCCAGGGCGAAUCGACAGAGCAGAACGAUGAGGAGGAUUAGCAAUGUCAGCUUUCACGACCUGCCGUCCAAGAUCAAGACCUGGUCAUGGGCGUCCUUCGUAUCGGCCAGCAAUCCCCUCAAGAUCGAGGCCAAGCUCUUCUCCUCAUCAUCGUCAGGUUCAACCGCAGCUGCCAGCCUGCCCUCCUCUCCUGCCUUUGGGCCCAGCAAGAUCGCAAAGAUCUCGAACAAGGCCGCGCCAGGGACGCGGACGCAGCAGCGAGCGAAGCGCGUGGCGGAUCCCAGCAAGGAAGCGGUGGCCGCGGAACCCAGUGCUGGUGCUGGGCGGUCAGACAGCAUAAACGCGCCCGUCGGAACAGCGUCUAGUUCGAUUCGGCCGACGAACAGUCCGGACAAGAGCGUUGACGAAGUUGACGGUCAGGGCGGAGCGGUUGCGGAGAGGCCGAAGAAGAGGCUGCGUAGGAGGAGCGUAGCUGGACACUAA